Molecule: messenger RNA, 990 nt
Organism: Racocetra persica
Lineage: Eukaryota; Fungi; Glomeromycota; Glomeromycetes; Diversisporales; Gigasporaceae
Source: the annotation of a GenBank genome assembly
GUACAUGGAAAAACUGAUAUCUGUACACCAAAUCAAACUAUUAUACUAACAGAAAAAGCAAGCAAAAAUUUACAUUAUAACUUUUCACCAAAAUAUAUAAAUAAAAAACCAUUACCAAACCCUUUUUUGGUGAAUCAACAAGAGAAAAAAUAUGAUUUUGAAUCUGACGAUAAUGAUAAAGAAUUCAAUACAAGUCUAACGAUUGUUGAUAGAAAAAACACUGAAUGGAUUGUAAAUGGGAUUAAUAUAAGAGAAUGUCUCAAAGAAUAUCAAUUAAAAAAUAAUCUGUCGAAAAUGUGUCUAGAAUAUUAUGAUAUUAUAUUUUUCAAUUUUACUAAUGAAGGAUUUUUGAAGACAUUGGAUGAAAAUAUUAUAACACAAAUGUUUAGUGAUAUAAGUGAGAGUGAAAUCGAAAUUACUGUAGAAAAUGAAGUCAAAUUGUUAUUAGAUAGUAUCAUUGAUCGUGAUAUUAAAAACACAAAAGAAAGACUCAAUCAAGUAAAGGAAGAAGAUACCUUUUUAUUUGAAAAUAAAUUCGCAUUGAAUUUUGUAAGACACAUGGUGACGCUAAUGGAAGAUAUUAAUUUAUUAAUUGACCCAAUGUCAGAAGGCACAUAUAUCAGUAGUGUUCUAGCACCCAUUUUUGAUCAAUUUUUUUUAAAAAAUAAAAAACAAUGGCAUGCAUCUUAUGGUGAAACUUGUCUUAAAGUGAGUGCAAAAGAUAAAAAUUCGCAAAAAGAAGAUUCUGAACGCCGGUCGCCCGGAAAGAAAAUCGAUACAAUUAUUAAAUUACGAGAAGAAAAUGAAGAAUUUUCUGUCAUUGAAAUUAGUGAACUGCCAAUGAAGAAUGACUGGUCGCAUUAUAAGGGUGAUCGAUUAAAGAUCGGCAAAAUGUUAAAAACGAUAAUGAAUCAUUUUGCAGAAAUGAACCCAAGUUCCGAUAUUACAUUAAUCAAGCUUUAUGGGCUUCAAACAUAUUGUAUGGUUUGA